CUUCACUCCAUUCCUGAGCGAAUUAUUCCUUUCACUUAAACUAAGGCAAGACGAGAAUGGCAGACCAAUCUACUCCACCGCCGAAUGUCGGUAGCCCGAGCGGGAAAUCUCCGAGUCCGGCUCGAUCCCCUCCAGGAGUAGCUCCGGAUCCUAUCGAGGUGCUGGAUGAUGAGGGAGAUGAUGGCGAUAACGACACCGCCCUUGGCAGUGAUGACAACGCAAGCUCAACCGCAUCUAUCACAUCGACUAUUCUUCAGUAUCGUACUAUUCAGGGCCGAACUUUCCACAGCGAGAAAUUCAACACCGAGUAUUUUGCGCCAAAUGACGAUCAGCAGAGUGAAUCCAUGGACAUCACACACCACUAUCUUACCAUGCUUCUUGACAACAAGUUAUUUCAAGCACCGUUGAAGAAAGACAUGCAGAAAGUUCUGGAUGUAGCCACAGGAACUGGCAUCUGGGCAAUUGACUUUGCGGAUGAGUUUCCAAAUGUUGAAGUUAUAGGGACGGACUUGUCGCCUAUCCAGCCGACUUGGGUUCCCCCAAAUGUCAAAUUUGAGCUCGAAGAUGCAACAAAGAGCUGGACUUGGCCAGAAAACACCUUUGACUUUAUCCACAUGCGCUAUCUUUUUGGUGCCAUUGCGGACUGGAACGCGUUGUACGAGGAGGCGUAUCUUCGCUGCAAACCCGGUGGUUGGGUGCAAUCCUGCGAGAUCGACCCUCCGUUUUACAGCGAUGAUGGGACCGCUGAUGACGAGACUGCAAUGCAAACGUGGAACGAGUUGGUUCGCGAGGGCGGUAAGAAGUUCGGCCGUACGUUUUGUGUCGUCGAGGAGGGUCUGCAGGUGCCAGGAAUCAAAGCCGCUGGCUUUGUUGACAUCCAGGAGGCAAACUACAAGGUGCCUGUCGGUCGAUGGGCCAAGGAUCCCAAGCUGCGCGAUGUUGGGCAGUUUCUCCGCUCAACCAUGGAGAAUGAUAUGGAAGGAUACACCCUACUACUAUGGCACAACAUCAUGUGCUGGCCCAAGGACGAAUACCAAGUUUUCCUUCUAGGAUUGCGCCAGGCCUUAAAAAACAAGCGUGUUCAUUCAUAUAUGAAAUUGCGCUAUGUCUGGGCCCGGAAACCCGAGGUGGAUGAGGUGGUUGAAACCUAGACUAAUCCAGUUGUACCUCGUCCAGUUGUAACUCGAUAAGAAUGACUCCAUUGCCUCCUUUGUUUAUAAUCGCCGGUAGUUAUGCAAGAAUUAUGCAUGCCGAGCUCCGCAUGCGCAACUCAUACUUCGGGACAUCAGUGAAUUUUCC
Ilyonectria robusta is the source of this 1299-nucleotide messenger RNA. RefSeq names its product S-adenosyl-L-methionine-dependent methyltransferase. NCBI's taxonomy places the organism in Eukaryota, Fungi, Ascomycota, Sordariomycetes, Hypocreales, Nectriaceae. Gene Ontology annotation, molecular function: methyltransferase activity. The transcript has 9 exons. Bases 57 to 1151 code for a protein of 364 amino acids. The record is from RefSeq and is a predicted model, not a curated record.